Messenger RNA from Macrobrachium nipponense, 3107 nucleotides. Its product is annotated as trichohyalin-like. The record is from RefSeq and is a predicted model, not a curated record. The transcript has a single exon. Bases 211 to 2976 code for a protein of 921 amino acids. NCBI's taxonomy places the organism in Eukaryota, Metazoa, Arthropoda, Malacostraca, Decapoda, Palaemonidae.
CUUGCUUGAUUUCUGUUGUUGUCGAGGAGUUGACAGUGUUUCCGAGUACCUAGUGCUCUUGUUGAUGCCGCUGUCGAUUACCUCGAACCAGAAAUUAUUGUCGAUCAAUCUAACAGCAGCUUGACUGCGCCAUCUUUUGCCUUCGCCAAACCUCUUGCAGGUUUGGCCUUGUUGGCAGUCUUGGUGCUUGCUGUGUGCUGGAAGUAUGGAAUGUCUGGACGAAUAUCUGAUGAACUGGAAGAAUGCAUGGAAAGCGAACGAAUGGAUGAGUAUGAUAGUGAGGAUGACGAUAAAAUGAAUAUGAGCGACAUUGAGGAUGAUGAUGAUGAUGAAACUGAUGUAUGUGACAGCGAGGAAGAUGAUGAUGAUGAAACUGAUGUAUGUAACAGCGAGGAAGAUGGUGAAAUAAAUAUCAGCGAAAGUGAAGAUGAUGAUCAAACUGGUAUGAAUGAGAGUGAAGAACACCUUGAAACUGAUAUAAGCGAGAGUGAGAAUGAACAACUGGAAACUGAUGUGAGCAGAGUGUCUAGACUUGAAGACAGUCUAGAACUGGAAGAUCUGGAAGGCGGCAAGGAGGAACUGGAUGAGACCCCCGAAACUGAACAACUGGAAAGCACUUUGGAGGAAGGAGACCUGACCAGACUACAUCAAGAACAGCCAGAUGUAGAAAUGCAGAGAUUACAAGAAUCCCUGAAAAAGAGUCAGAUUAACGACACUAGAAUGGAACAGUUCUUGCAGGAAGCAGAAAAGACAAUCCAGCGCAUUCAACGUGAAUUUGAAGGCAAAGAUAUUUUGCUGGAAAAGAAGGCAGACGACACAGCAGCGAUGAGUGUCUGCCGUCAAAAAGAACAAGUUCACGACUUGGAGCUGGCUCUAGACCGAGGAGAGACGACAGACAUCUUUAAUAAAGAACUGAAGAAACAAAUAGCGUCUCUAGGGAAGAAGAAAAGGGACGAAGACGAGAGGGAAAUGGAAAGGCUCUUUCAGAAGGAGAUGGUCGACAAAGAAAGAGAACUGCAGAGAGCCAAAGAGAAAGAAACUGAACUGAGCCUCAGACUUGAAAAGAUAGAAACUUUCAAUCAAAUUCUCGACGCAGAGAAUGAAGAUCUGAUGAGGCUCGUAGUAGACUACAGGGAGGCCUUAGAACAGAAGGAGAGGGAAGUCGACCAUCUGCAAGAAUUACUGGCACGUCAAGCAACAGAGUCUGAGAACGACCAACAGAAACUGAGGACUCUGGAAAUGCAAAUGACGGCCAUUGAAGGCACUGUACAAGAAAUGGAAAACCAACUGAUGGACGUUAAAGACAACCAGGAAGCUCUCCGAGGAAAACUCAAGCUCACUGAAUCGGAAAACUCUAGACUUAGGGAGGUAGCAGCUGACGUAAAAGAUAGAAAUUGUGAGCUUGAGAAAAACCUAACAGACGAGACCCAGAAGAACUUGGUACUAGAAGAUCAAGUUCAGUUGCUAGAAUCAGCUUUGCGUCAAAAAGAAUCUCAGUUGGUCUCUACAUCAGAAAUUCUAAGUGCAGAAAAAGCAAAAACUGAGAUUAUGGCCGAAGAGCUAGAAGUGAUGAGGAACUGGGUCACAGAACUAGGAGGAGAGAAGGAAAAGUGUAAAGAAGAGUUAGCAACAAAAGCAGAAGAAGUGACUUCACUGCAGAAAGAGUUAGACAAUGAGAAGAAGUUGACCCAAGUUCUGGCUGCAGAAGCUCAGGUUAUGAAGAACUGGGUUGCAGAACUAGGAGGAGAGAAGGAAAAGUGUAAAGAAGAGUUAGCAACAAAAGAAUCAGAAGUGACUUCACUGCAGAAAGAGUUAGACAAUGAGAAGAAGUUGACACAAGUUCUGGCUGCAGAAGCCCAAGUUAUGAAGAACUGGGUCGCAGAACUAGGAGGAGAGAACGCCAUGCUUCAGGAUGAGGUAAACAGAAACCACUCGAAAAUAAAUUCACUUUUGAAAUCUUUAAGGAAGGAGAAACAGAGGAGCAGAAAUCUCCAGGAUGCUCUCCAACAUGGGAAGGAGAUGGAAAACUUGUUGAGAGAAGAAAAGAAGAGAGGAAAUGAGAUGGCGGCUUCCCUGAGAACCUUCAAAGUAGAGCUCAAUAACAGGGACCUCCAAAUUGAAAACCUCCUAAACAUGAAAAGGAAAUUGAUAUGUGAAAAAGAAGAACUUUUGGAGGAACUAGGCGUUGCUCUCAAUCACAGCAAGGAACUGGACAGCUUGCUGGAGGAGGCAGGCAAGCAGGCGAUAAAACUCACAAACGAUUUCGAGGAAGAGGUCCAGAAAAGGGAGGACCAAAUGAAAGAUUUCUUAGGCAAGGAGGAACAACUCAGAGUUGAAAAGCUAGAGUUGGUAGACAGAUUAGAAAAUGCUGUCAAUCUUCUGAUUAAAGAAGAGAGGGAAAAUGUACAUUGGCAGCAAAUGUUACAGGAAAAGGAAAAAGAAGUACAGACGCUGAGGAUAGAUGAAAAAGACCAUCAAGAACAGAGGAAGAAGAUGGAGAACAAACUGCAGGAAGGUGAAAAAAAGCUGCAGCAACUUAGAACGGAAUGUGAAAAUCUGAAAGAAAAUUGGAGGAUACAAGAGGAAAAUAUGAUCAGGGAACAACAGCGUCUCAUGGAGCGCCAUAGGAGACAGGAAGAGGCUCUGAGGGAACAGGACAAAUACAUGCUAAUGACUCUUCUCCAUGGGACAGCUCAGAGGAACUUCCAUCUGCAGCACAUUGCACUGCAGCAUGGAACUGAAACUCUGGACAGCAUCAAUGAAAAGGAGAAGCAAGAUGAGGACCUGUGGUUGAGGAAGGAGAAACAACACAGGAAAUAUUGCGAUGCCCAGCAGGAGAGGACAAACUACCCGAAACAGUGGGACGUCCUAACUCAGACGUUGACGGAACUCACCCGUGGAGAUUCUGACAAGAACUGUGAAAUUUCCAGCAGAAAACCAGAUGACAAAACUUGUCAUCAAAGCAGUGAAGAUUGAGGCCCCUCAGAGCCGAGACUCCCGAGGAAAAGGAGGACUAAGCCAGCUGGAAGACCCACCUAAAAGGACAGCAUGAGUGAGUCACGGACUGACUCGACGACCAUGGGACUGAGCGCACAUCUUCAGCAGCG